AUUUUGACCUGAUCAAAGUUCUGUUCAUCAUUUCGAAUGACCCAAGCUUGCCUUGCCCCGAUCACUCAGGCUCCCGUUACGGAACAUGCGUCCCAACUGAUCUUUCUUCAUUUCUUCCACCGUUGUCAUUGCAGCAGUCGAAAGUCCCGUCUGUAGGCUUCACUCUCGAAUGCAAUCCCUAGUGUCGACGACGACCACCCUAGCGCCUCCGACUUCUCCACCUCGACCGCUUUCUGCAGCUGGUAGAGUCUCUACAGGCGAUGGAAAGCGACAGCCCAGGCUCAAAGAAAGCUCUUUCACGAUUAAAUUUGGUUCAAGAUACCAUUCGUUCGACAACGAGAAAGCACCGUAUCCAUUGUGUUACGACCGGCAUGUAUUGGAACUAGAAUCGCUUGAUAACCGUUUUGUGAAGCACCUGAGGGGUGGCUCAGGUACGGGAACGUGGGUCCUUGACGCGGCAAAGGAGUGGCCAAAAUGCGAAUUCGUUGGAUUUGACCUUGUCAACAUCCAAAUACCACUCAAAUUACUGGAUCCAUCAAUAGCCGAACGAAUAGCCUGGGUUCACGGUAACUUUUUAACGACUAAACUUCCUUUCGAUGAUGACGAAUUCGACCAUGUACACAUACAAUCUAUUGCACGAGGCGUCCCCGAAAACAAGUGGGACGUGUUAUUUGAUGAAAUUAACCGUAUUUUACGACCUGGAGGCUGUGUUGAAAUCCUUGAAGAUGACCUUGUAUUCCCAUACCUUCCACGAUGGUUUACCGCUCCGCUCCGCGCUCGGCCAAGGCGAUCAACCUCCGUUCAUUUUCCUGAUGAUACCCCCAUUCAAGACAUGCCAUCUCAUGAUCACGCUCUCCUCGAGUCACUGUACAAAUCUGUGUUUGAACAUCGAUUCAUAAACAUGAAGCCAUCAGCUCUCCUUCCAAGCUACUUUGCAACGUAUUUCAGACACGUUACAUUGGGCCCUGUCAUCAGUUUCCCCAUGCCACCAGUUCCACCUCUCCAGCCUCUUCCUCCGCAAAUAGUAACGACAUAUGCCAUUGAACCAGGCUCGGAUACCUUGGAUCCAAGGGUCUCAAGCCCUACACCAACACCGAGUGUCCGACCAGCUUCUCUGAGCUUCUCUUCCACUAUUUCAUCUGGUACAGGCAUAACGUCAUCAACUCCCGACUCCUCAACUACGGUUUCCACGCUAUUCAGCAUGAACGCUGAACCCAAGGUGGAAGUAGCUUUUCCGUCAGACACCUCGCGCCCAGCACCCUCUAUCACGACGUUGAAUCUCAAUCCUACUGAGAACCACACACCUCCACCUCCGUUUGUCCCUUACAUGCUAGACACUUCAUCGACAGAAACAACAACUGUAGCUUCGAUACCACCUUCACUGUUUUCUGAGGAACGAUUAUUAUCUCUCAAUGUGCGGUCACUUGCAAUGCACUUAUACCGUUCUUAUCAGUCAGUCUUGGCGUGCCGCGAAGCUCUUUGGGAGGAGCUGAACGAUCGAUUAAGGAAUAGAAAGGAUGAACUGAAGCCUUUUGGUUGGGAGGAUGACGAAGACUGGGAGGGACUGCAGACGAGGCGGAAAUUUGAAAUCCUCAUCGAAAGAUAUGAAAGUGAUAUGCAAGCACGAAUAUCGCUCUGGUGUUCGCUCAACAACAUCGGAUGGCCAUUCCCACCACGGGAGCCCUUGAACGAAUGCGGGAAUGCCAUGCUCGAAGCGCGAAAACACGCACCCGCUGAGGAUCUGCAAAUACCUUGUCGAACCAUGAGGGUCCUCAUUGGAUAUAAACUAUGACAAUGCUUACUUCGGAUUAACUACUUAUGCAUGCACUUUCUGGACACUAUAGAUUAGCGAUGGUUGGCUUAUUCUUGUAUUCUAUUCCUUCUGUACUGGUAGUCUGUACUACAUAACUCGAUACCCUUGAUCGACUGGGCGUAAGUAGGAUGACUGACAUCAUCUCAUAGCCUUGCCU
Desarmillaria tabescens is the source of this 1970-nucleotide messenger RNA. RefSeq lists its product as uncharacterized. NCBI's taxonomy places the organism in Eukaryota, Fungi, Basidiomycota, Agaricomycetes, Agaricales, Physalacriaceae. The transcript has 14 exons. Bases 170 to 1792 code for a protein of 540 amino acids. The record is from RefSeq and is a predicted model, not a curated record.